UCCCUCUGGAUCCUCUCCUCGUCCCCCCACACUACACCGCUCUUUACUCAACUGCUCCACUCCCCACCAACCACCCCCCACCGCCCCCGGCCCCACGUCGACGCGGUGCUGGUCACCCGGCAGCAGCAGCAACAGCGGCGGAAGCGGCCGGAGCAUGGCUCGCUGAUCCCUUCCCUGCUGCUCGCGCGGAGUAGCUUAGCUUGGAACAUGGGGCGGCAUUGGGCCGGCGUCCUGCUCCUCGCCCUGCACUGCGGGGUGGCGGCGCUGCUCCCCCCCUGCUCCGCGGCCUCGCCCCUGCCCCCUCCCAUCGGCGGCGACGUGUCGGCGCUGCUGGCCUUCAAGCGGGCGGUGAUCGAGGACCCGCACUCGGCGCUGGCCGACUGGACGGACGCCGACGGGGACGCCUGCGACUGGCGCGGCGUCGUCUGCUCCUCGCCCCACGGCUCCGUCGUCUCCCUGAGGCUGUCGAACGCAUCGCUCAAGGGGUUCAUCGCGCCGGAGCUCGGGCAGCUCAUCUUCUUGCAAGAGCUGUAUUUGGAUCACAACCUGCUCUUCGGCACGAUCCCGAAGCAGGUAGGAUCGCUGAGGAACCUCAGGGUCUUGGAUUUGGGCGCUAACCGGCUUGCUGGCCCUAUACCUCCUGAGCUGAGUGGACUGAACAGCGUGAGCGUAAUAAACUUGCAUUCCAACGGGCUAACCGGGAACAUACCACCACAGCUGGGCAAGCUACCAAAUCUUGUUCAGCUUAGGUUGGACAGGAACAGGCUGAAAGGGUCAAUUCCUGGUGGCAAUGCUACUGGUUUUUCUCCUAUGGCAGAUACCGGGUCCACACCUCACAGUGGACUAUGCCCGUCUCCUCGAUUAAGCGUUGCAGAUUUCUCCUUCAACUUCCUUGUUGGAAAAAUCCCAAUUUGUUUGAAGUAUCUUCCAAGGUCUAGUUUUCAGGGGAACUGCCUCCAGGAUGACUACUCUAUCCGACAACGUGCUCAUCAAAUUUGUGCAAGCGCGUCUACAGCUGCUAAUUUAAAGGGAUUCAAACGCCCUGCUUCUGAGCAUAAGCAUAAUAAAGUGCAGCAACCGACUUGGCUUAUUGUUUUGGAAAUCGCAACCGGUGCUCUCCUGCUUGUUUUCGUGAUCACUGCUGCAAUUACUGCCUCCAGAAGCUGCAAUCUAAAGCCUUCUAUAAGAAUAUCAUCAUGGAGUAGAUCAAAAAGUUGGAGCGACGAGAUAACAGUACUCAUUGAUUCUGAUAUGCUGAAAAGUUUGCCAAAGCUGAGUCGCCAGGAACUUGAAGUAGCAUGUGAGGAUUUUAGCAACAUUAUUGGCUCAACUCCGGAGACUGUAGUCUACAAAGGAACAAUGAAGGAUGGGCCUGAGGUUUCUGUCAUAUCAUUAUGCGCCUUUGAAGGUCAUUGGACUAGUCAGCAUGAACUCUUUUACCAAAACAAGGUUAUUGAUCUGGCAAGGCUGAAUCAUGAGAACAUAGCAAAGUUUCUGGGCUAUUGCAGAGAGAGUGACCCAUUCUCGAGGAUGUUAGUCUUUGAGUACGCAUCAAAUGGGACACUGUACGAGCACCUACACUAUGGGGAAGCAGCCCAAUUUUCUUGGCUCAGACGAAUGAAAAUAGCCAUCGGCAUCGCCCAAGGUUUAAGGUAUCUGCACACCGAGUCGCAGCCUCCGUUCGCUAUAUCAGAGCUGAACUCCAAUUCAGUUUACGUUACAGAAGAUUUUACCCCCAAGCUGGUCGACUUUGAGUGCUGGAAAAUGCUGUUUUCGAGGCACGAGAAGGCGCUCGGCCACUUCAGCAACAAAGCCUCUUUCCCUAGCCGGGACUCUUCGGAGGAUAAGUACAUGGACAUCCAAGGCAACACGUUUGCCUUUGGAGUGAUCUUGCUCGAGAUCAUCAGCGGGCGGCUUCCCUACUGCAAGGACAAAGGCUACUUGGUAGACUGGGCCGUCAAGUACCUCCAGCAGCCAGAGGAGAUCGGGAAGCUGGUCGACCCGGAGCUGACCAACGUGCGGACGGAGGACCUGGCGGUGAUCUGCAGCGUGGUGAGCCGGUGCGUCGACCCCGACCCGUCCAAGCGGCCGUCGAUGCAGAUCAUCGCGGGGGCGCUGGAGACCGGCAUCGACCUCUCGGCGGCCGGCAUCCUCAAGGAGUCGUCCCUGGCGUGGGCUGAGCUCGCCCUGUCGUUGUAGCACACGCCUCACCUCGUCCCACUGUAGAUUUUCGUCAAUUGCUAACACUGAUCUGUUGCACGCCGCCUUCUCUGCCUCCUUGCCUCUACUUGUACUCCCUCUGUAAAUAAAUAUAAGAGCGUCUAGAUCACUUCUUUAGUGAUCGAAGCGGUCUUAUAUUUUUUUACAGAGGGAGUACAACGCUUGCUAAAGUCGGUGAGCUAGUGGGCUGGGUUUAGCUUGGAUUCUCUGAUACCGCUUGCCUAGUUCGGCCGCCAUGUAAUUCUGUGUGCCUUAGUUGUAGUGUCAGUGUGGGGGCUCAGAAAAUGCAAUGCUGCUCCUUAUCUAAAAUGAUGUUGCACCUUGCCCCAACCUUGUUUUUCUGUUAGGAGUUGGGAAUGGAUGGAUGCUUUUCUCUA
Molecule: messenger RNA, 2597 nt
Organism: Triticum dicoccoides
Lineage: Eukaryota; Viridiplantae; Streptophyta; Magnoliopsida; Poales; Poaceae
Product: probable LRR receptor-like serine/threonine-protein kinase At1g63430
Exons: 13
Coding region: 208-2199 (663 amino acids)
Biological process (GO): protein phosphorylation
Molecular function (GO): ATP binding; protein binding; protein kinase activity
Source: RefSeq, a predicted model, not a curated record